AUGGAAAAGACGAGCUUCAUGAUUGGAUAUCUCCAGUCAAUGAUUUUCCUGUACAUUCCUUCGCUUUUACUUCUGAUUCUUCAUUCUCUGAUUCUUUGUUUUCUCGUUGUUCCCAUGAUACAGACUCUGUCUACUCUACGGAUGUGUCUAUUUGCUUUUCUUCUCCGAGUGUUGUAUCUGAUUCACUUUCUGAAACUGAUUUCACAAAGGAGAAUACUUGUUCGUGCGACGAAGGGGAUCCAAUUCCUAACAUCGCCUUGCCUGUCACGUCCUUUGGACGGAUCUUCUUCAGACCUCGAUUCUGAACCUAAACCGUUAAAUACCAGUAUUACUCAUUAUUCUGAUCAAGAACGCUUACUGUGUAAGCAGAGACGCCUUUAUCGUAAGCAAAUUCUAAAGAAAAAGCGUGAGCUAGGGUUGAUUAACAUAGCGAAUAGUAAAGUGAUUCGUUACAAGCAGAAGCAGACGACUGCGAUGCAAAAGAAUCGCUGCAACGGAAAAUUCGCUAGUGUUUUGUGGUCUGUUUGUAAGAAACACUCGAGUUGUGUGAAAUGCUCAUUCCUUCGUUGUGAAGGCUCACUUCGGACACAUGAUAAUCCCACUUCUGCCAAACAGCUUCAAUCACUUCUCUUCGGCAUCUCUCAGCAUUGCAUACACAAUAGAAGGAAUCGGCUCCACCAGCUCCAGCCACCAUGCAACCCAUCACCCAAUCGAUCUUAG
Molecule: messenger RNA, 720 nt
Organism: Blastocystis hominis
Lineage: Eukaryota; Bigyra; Opalinata; Blastocystidae
Exons: 3
Coding region: 1-720 (239 amino acids)
Source: RefSeq, a predicted model, not a curated record